AGGGACGCUUGGCUGUUUCCCCUCGGUAUAUUUCCCCUCUUUGCUCUCGCAUGCCAAAGGAUAUGAAGUUCUUUACCCUUAGCGACAGGAAUUAAAUCAGCGAGGAAAAAGACGGCUCUUCUUUUACCUGGAGUGCUAUUUUUGCAUCAUGUUGGUGAGGAAAAAUGAGGGAUGGUUAUGAUGGUUAGAUAUGAUUUAGAGAUAUAAAUCUUCACUGGAAGAAUUCUAAUUCUAUGUAAAAAGGGAGAAAAAUUGAUGGUACUAAGUGAUUAUGGCUAAAUAGUGGCCUGUCAGUGAGGAUUCUUGUGUAAGAAUGUUUCUUCUCACGAGGUGAAACUUUGUUAGAAUUGAAAAGUUAAAGUGAGGAAUCAGUGAUGUAUCGCACUCAUCUGUUCCUGUAUCAUUUGGCUUUUGCCUUAACUGCUCAUGCUACAAAGCCCGCCUGGUUCACGGAAUGGUCUGUCGUCAGAGGACAAGCGGAGUUGCCCUGCCUGGUGCCACAGCCGACUGACCCCGCCGACAAGCCUCUAUUGGCACUGUGGUAUAAGGAGAGCCAGCCCACCGUUCCUAUAUACAGUUACGACACAAGAUCCGGAUCCUUCAGUGAAGGGAUCAGAUGGGCGGACUCCGGCUACCUCGGAUCCAGGGCGUUCUUCAGGAUUAUGUCUGAUCCGCCCACACUCGUCGUGGAUGACGUGCGAGUGGCUGACCAGGCGGUGUACACCUGCAGGGUGGAUUACAAGAUUCGACCGUCAGCCAUUACAAAGGUUAAUUUGACUAUCGUAGUGCCACCUGGACCACCCAUCAUUUUGGAUGCCACAGGACGGACGCUGGAGGGUUCAGUAGGGCCUCUGGAAGAAGGCUCCCACACUCAUCUCACCUGUAGGUCGGUGGGAGGGUCUCCUCCACCUACUCUCACCUGGUGGAGGGAUGGCCACAGAUUAAACCAGUAUGAGAGCAUCAGAGACGGAAGUGUCGACACCAGAAUCAGUGUUGUGGCAACUCGCAGCCUGCAAGGGGCCACCCUCUCUUGCCAGGCACUCAACAAUAACAUCACAGAGCCUUCGACAACAGCACUCACUGUCAACGUACUUUUGCGCCCUCUGUCAGUGGAAAUCGUGGGCACAAGUGUAUCGUCUCCCCUGUCGAGUGGGAGAGCCGUCGAGCUGGUUUGCCGGGCUGUCGGUUCUCGACCCCCUGCUCGCAUCAAGUGGUACAAAGGGUCAAAGCAAAUGACAGAUGUCACUCACACGGUCAUGAACGAAGGCAACGUCACAACAGGAUCCGUCAUUCUUAUGCCAACACGCCAAGACGACGGCAAGAGAGUCACAUGUGAAGCAUCCAACCCGGAGAUAGCCAAUUCUGAGCUUGAAGAUUCUGCAACACUCACCGUUCUUUAUAAACCUGAAGUGCAGCUAGCACUUGGACGAGCCCUGGACCCCAAAGAAAUCAAAGAAGGCGACGACGUCUAUUUCGAAUGCACCAUUCAUGCUAAUCCAGUUGUUCACAGAGUGGCCUGGUACCACAAUGGUGAACUGCUGGAAGCCAACAAAAGCGCCGGCUUGCUGAUCUCGGAGAACAGUCUCGUCCUCCAAAAGGUGAAGAGAAAGAGAGCCGGCGACUACACGUGUGCCGCUCAUAACUUGGAAGGACAGGGGCUCAGCAAUUCUGUCAAGCUUAAUAUUAUGUUCGCGCCCGUGUGCGCCUCCUCCGGCAGGAGAACUCAGGGAGUGGCGAGGAUGGAGAGUGCCAACGUCGUCUGUCAAGUCGAGGCUUAUCCGCCGCAGGUAAAUUUUACAUGGCGUUUCAAUGGAUCCUCGGAAGGGGAAGCGGUCCCCUUGAAGGCUUUGCAACAACAGGGAACGUCAUCUAUGCUGAACUACACGGCCUCUAUGGAGCACGACUAUGGCACGCUCCUCUGUUGGGCCAUGAACAAGAUCGGGAUGCAGAAAGAACCCUGCGUGAUCCACCUUAUCCCAGCAGGUCAGCAACAUGGGCCCCCGGAUCCACCGCGAAACUGCUCAAUUACGAACCAAACGAGCGAAGCUUUAGUGGUCGAGUGCACGCCUGGCUUCGACGGCGGUCUUGCUCAGCACUUCCUAAUGGAGGCCUGGGAUGAGAAUAUGCUGCUCUCCAACACCACCAGCCUUGCUCCAGAGUUUGUCGUGAGAGGUCUGGAAGCCGGUAUGGGGGUCACCCUCAAAGUUCAUGCCAUCAACAGCAAAGGGCAGAGUGCCUCUGUCAGUUUGGAAGCUGAUAUCAUGAAGGUGGCCGAAAAACGGAUGGGUCCACCAGAAGAGACAAUGGUCCCACCAGUGGUUGGUGCUGUUGUUGGAGGCGUGGGUGCAGUCUUGGUCGUGGUCAUUGUGGGAGUCAUUCUGACUCAUUAUGCCCACCGUGCCCAUGUGUGCACUCGGGCACAGAAGGAGGAUACUCCUCCCAAUUUGACUAAUGUCUACGCGGCAGGGAAAGGAGAAGCCCAAGAGGAAGAAGAUGCGCCGGGCACCACAAACCCUGACGUUCUUCUUGGCACAGGUACUGAAGAAGCAAGCACGCAGGAAGUUUUGAGUGGGCAAAGCCAUCGCUGCGUCGAGGCUGUGGCCGUUCUCCAAGGAAACACUAGGUCAGGAGGGGUCACCACAACACUGCCGCACCCUAAGGGUUUGGACGUCGAAUACGUUGAGGUGAUGACCCAGGGACCAACUGCUCUGGGAAGUACCCUUCGUCAGCCCCGACAGGACUCAGUGGUGUACAGCAGCCUGGCUCCCCAGUCCUACGCUUAUCCAGUGCAUCAUCCCCCCCACCAUCACCUAGGAUCACAAGUUCCUGCCGGCACUGCCGCCCACAGAAACUUCGGACAAUACAGCAGCGGCGGCGGCAACGGCGGGAAGAACGGAAGGGGAGAGAGAACAGGCAUGGUGACGACGACAUCCCUUCACGACCUGGCAGGUGCUGUGCAUUCCCUUCACGGAGGUCACCACCCGUCCAUGACCCCGACACUCCGCAGGGACGAAGGUGUUAGCGUCUACGGCACCCUGCGUCGCGGGGGAGAUCGCAGCGGCAGGGACGGCGGCGGCGGCGGAGCAGCUGGACCUGGAGGCCCUCACCCCCACGCCGUUGGGACCUUCUUGGCGACCAGCCACCAGGAGAGCGCCGUAUAGUUCCCUCGUGUUUAGCUCAUCAGUCUCUUGUGUGGCGUAUUCCUCAAUAUGUAUCUCCGUACUGAUAUCAUUUUGCGGUGUUCCGUGGCCGGUGUGCUCUUGGGACUAAAAGACAGGCUUAUUCCUCAUGAGAGUGGUUCAGACGGCGUGAAUUUGUGCUCAGUAUUCAUUCGCUGCAUGUUUCUUGAAUGGAAGAAAAACAGGUCAAGAUUUCGAAAAAUCCCAAACCGUAAAUACUUAUUACACAAACUUUUGCAGGUAUUAUCCAGAUAUGAUUCAGUGAUGGGUUAAUUAACUGGUUCAAUAUGAGGGAAAAAAAAGUUGGGCGUCACGGAACGACAAGCGUGCGUCAAAAAGAAUGGAUACUAUUUAGUAAUUUGUUAAUACAGAGAUAUUUCGAGUUAAAUCAGAACAGGUUGGCACAAAAACUACUACUAGUGUAUAGAAAGAAAAAAAAAGUUUCCUGGACUUUACUAAAGAAAGACUUUUUCAUCAUCUGGGUGGUUCCUGCUUAGCUGAAAAAAAAAAAAAAAAAAAAACAUAUAUCGACGCUGUGAGGAAUUUGUUUGUAAAUAUUCGAAGCUUUCUGUCCUGAGCGAACAGUGUCUAUGUGAAAGAAGACUAAUUCGUGAAUCUAGGUGUUUUAAAUGUUUUAAUUCAUUGUUUACACUUAUGAAGAGUAGGAAAGCAUAAUGUAAUCAAUUUGAAUUAAGUCUUCAGGGUAUUUUCCGUCAACUGAUAUUUAUAAUUAUAUUUAUACAUAUAUAUCCAUAUAUGAAUACGAAUAUAUAUGUAUGUAUAUAUUGUAUGUGUGCGCAUAAUUUAUGUAAACACAGGUUCUGAUUUCCAUAAUGUCAAAGUCUUAAUUUUAGAGUUUAAGUGAAGAAGAUUCCUCAUUACUAAUUAUGAAAGCUAAUUAGGAAACCGGACUGUCGCUAAUUAGUUCCUACCUGUUAUAGUCCAUUAUCUAUAUCUUCUGUGGUAUAUCUAGAAUCAAGGAAGAUUCCCGAGGUUUAAUUGUGGUAUUUAUUUUGGCCCCACAAAUCGUUGCCUUCUCAUGAGCUCGAUCCACGAUAUCUAUUUCGAACUGAAACAUGACUCGAUUCCCUUGAAUCUUCGUUGCUGUUAAAAUCUUCAUGAUCUUCACGUUGACCAUUUUUAUCCCUUCUAAUAUAAUUGAACUUUUAUCGUUAUCUCUGACAAUUCUUUCGCCGCCUGGAAAUUUAUUCUGCUUGCCAUGCUGAGAUCUUUAUGACCAUUAUUCAUGAAUUAACCUUGACUAUCACAGUCGUUUUCAUUUGCCAUCAUCAUAGAGGUGUCAGUUCUUUUCUUGUCAAGCUUCGGAACUCUCAUCAUAUUUUCGUGUCCCUUGAAUACAAUGAACGGCCUUCUGUCCUUGAGCACUAGUCCCUUAAUGGAAUGCCCCGUCGUUCUUUUGGAAUGAACCCCUACUCUUUUACUAUUCUCGGUAUUUUUUUUUUUUUUUUUU
This is a messenger RNA of Macrobrachium nipponense, 4650 nucleotides long. Its product is annotated as nephrin-like. Lineage: Eukaryota; Metazoa; Arthropoda; Malacostraca; Decapoda; Palaemonidae. Gene Ontology annotation, molecular function: protein binding. Bases 375 to 3161 code for a protein of 928 amino acids. The record is from RefSeq and is a predicted model, not a curated record. The transcript has 16 exons.